Paramuricea clavata is the source of this 216-nucleotide messenger RNA. The record is from the annotation of a GenBank genome assembly. Lineage: Eukaryota; Metazoa; Cnidaria; Anthozoa; Malacalcyonacea; Plexauridae.
AUGGCCGCCAACGCUUUGAUUGUGGCCGCCAAUGCAAUGAAUGUGGUAGCUAGCAAUGAAUGUGGUAGCGGUGGUAUUAAAAUGAAUGGAACAUGUGACGAGUGUCAUGUAUUCGAGAGCGACAUAAUACAUCCAGAGCAGUUGGGAGGAGAGGAAGAGAUCCAUGCAAAUGAACAUGAUGAUAAUUUGGUCGGCGAGGCAGAGGAAGCAGUCGGU